This is a messenger RNA of Cheilinus undulatus (humphead wrasse), 1968 nucleotides long. RefSeq names its product RP2 activator of ARL3 GTPase (gene rp2). NCBI's taxonomy places the organism in Eukaryota, Metazoa, Chordata, Actinopteri, Labriformes, Labridae. The transcript is spliced from 5 exons. Gene Ontology annotation, cellular component: cilium; periciliary membrane compartment. The record is from RefSeq and is a predicted model, not a curated record. Gene Ontology annotation, molecular function: GTPase activator activity. Bases 109 to 1227 code for a protein of 372 amino acids. Gene Ontology annotation, biological process: post-Golgi vesicle-mediated transport.
AAAAAAAAAUCUUGUCAACUUAAGAGCACGUAAGCUUCUGCCACACGUCUUUUAGCUAACGGUGCAGUUAGAUAUCGGUUAUCAUCUGGACACACCUGACGGACCAAAAUGGGGUGCUUCUUUUCGAAAAAAUCCAAAAGGAAGUCGUCCGAAAAAGAUGAUCGUACGCCGACAACGACGACUGUCGAAACUACGACGACAAGCAACGCGGUUCCCCUUGGCAACAACACCGACGAGGCUCCGAAGCAGUACAGCUGGGAUAAGAGAGAAAAGGUUGAUCCUAAAGACUACAUGCUGACGGGGCUCAAAGAUGUCACUGUAGGUCGUCUUCCUGGCAAACUGAACGGCCAACAGUUUGUCAUCCAGGAGUGUGAGAACUGCAACAUCUACGUGUUCGACCACUCAGCGACCAUCACCAUCGACGACUGUGUCAACUGCCGUAUUGUUCUGGGACCUGUGAAAGGCAGUGUGUUUUUCAGGGACUGUAAGGACAUUAAAUGCGUGGUGGCCUGUCAGCAGUUCCGCACACGGGACUGUAAAAAGAUGGAGGUGUUUCUGUGCUGUACCACUCAGCCCAUCAUCGAGUCAUCCACAGGGAUGAAGUUCGGCUGCUUUCAGUACUUCUACCCCGAGCUGGCCUACCACUUCAAGGACGCUGGGCUCAGCAUAUUCAACAAUAACUGGAGCAACAUCCACGACUUCACGCCGGUGUCUGGAGAGAACAACUGGAGCCUGCUGCCAGAGGGUUCAGCAGUUAAGGAUUCUGUCCCACCGCCAGACCCGGAGUCUGAAUUUAAGUCUGUUCGGGUCUCGUCCGAGGCCUCGCGCAGCAUUGUACCUCUGACGAAGGGAGGGAGACGGAAGGACAGCGAGGAGUCCUGCCUGUUCGUCUUCUUCUCUGGAGAGUACAGCAGGGCAAACGCACGCAAACUGAUCGAUGAGGCGACUGCUAAAGGUUUUGUGCUGAUUCAGACGAAGGAAGUGUCGAUGAAACCUGAAGAUGUGAAGAGAGUGUUUCAGAACAAUGCAGAGGACCUUGUUGAAUUGAUCACCAAAGGUCCGGUGAUCGCCAUGGAGCUGAACGGUGACGGAGUCGUUGAGGCCUGUAAGAGCAUCGCUAAAGACGUCUUCAGUGGAACUAAGGUUUUUGUCUCUGAUAACAAAAAUACGUCCUCUCGAGAUGUCGACAACUUCUUCAACUUUGCUGACAUGCAGAUGGGAUUGUGAAUCUGUUAGACUGAAUACGCUUUUUAAACCCCCAUGUGGUUCAGCUGGGACAAGUGUUUGGUGAUUUGCCUGUUUAUGUCGUCAAAACUUAGCCAGGAAUAAAAACAUAAAGGAUUAUGUUUGAUAAAUCCUCCAUAAAACAAUGCUUCAACCAUGAGUCUGCAGACUAGAAUUCACCUCCGAUCUUCCACAGAAAUUUGCUGUAAACCACUGAACAACCCAUAGUCGCUACGAGUGCUGUGAAUAUUUAUAUUUUUCAUGAAUGUAUUCAGUUAUUUCGGUUGCUUUUAUUGAUUGUGAAUGUAGCUCAAUGCUGUAAAUGUCAUUUUAAUUUAAAGCUUUGUUUUUUUUUGUUGUUGUUGUCUGAAACUGUCGUUUCAGUGGAAAAAAGCACAAGGAUGCCUGAGGGAAAAUAUUUUAUAUACAUUUAAAUCACAUUUUAUUGAUUUUUAAGGAUUUAUUUGUGUAUGUGGAUUAGAGAAAACACUGAAUUAAAAAAUGUGUAUAUUUGAGACAAGCUGUGUAGACAAUAACAUCUUUAAUACCUGUUAGGCCAAAGGUGAAUAAUUUAAGUUUUAUGCUGUCAUUCAGAUAAACUGAAAUAUUUGCUGUGUUUAUGAUGUAGGCGACUCAUGUGAACAUUUUUUAUUUUGUAACAUUUGUUUUAUACUCUACUGAAUGUUUUUGUAUAGACAUAAAUUCAUGUUUAAUAUCAUUUUUAGUAAAAAAUAUCAUUAUGUA